Molecule: messenger RNA, 936 nt
Organism: Jaculus jaculus (lesser Egyptian jerboa)
Lineage: Eukaryota; Metazoa; Chordata; Mammalia; Rodentia; Dipodidae
Product: olfactory receptor 51B2-like
Exons: 1
Coding region: 1-936 (311 amino acids)
Biological process (GO): G protein-coupled receptor signaling pathway
Cellular component (GO): membrane
Molecular function (GO): G protein-coupled receptor activity; olfactory receptor activity
Source: RefSeq, a predicted model, not a curated record
AUGUGGCCCAAUGGCAGUGCUGCUCCCUUCCUGCUGACUGGCUUCCCGGGGCUGGAGGCCUCUCAUCACUGGGUCUCCAUCCCCUUCUUUGUCAUCUACGUCUCUGUGCUUCUGGGAAACGGCACACUGCUCUACCUCAUCAAGGAUGACCACCACCUCCAUGGACCCAUGUACUAUUUCCUUGCCAUGCUGGCGGGCACAGACCUCACAGUCACGCUGACCACAAUGCCUACUGUAAUGGGGGUCUUGUGGGUGAAUCACAGAGAGAUCCGACCUGGGGCCUGCUUCAUACAGGCCUACAUCAUUCAUUCCCUUUCCAUUGUAGAAUCGGGGGUCUUGCUGGCCAUGUCCUAUGAUCGUUUUAUUGCCAUUUGCGCGCCUCUGAGAUACAACUCUGUCCUUACGAAUUCCAGGGUGAUAAAAAUAGGUCUUGGCGUGGCACUGAGAGGCUUUUUAUCUCUUAUUCCCCCAAUCGUGCCUCUCUUUUGGUUCCCAUACUGCCGAUCCCAUGUCCUUUCGCAUGCCUUCUGCCUCCACCAGGAUGUCAUGAAGCUCGCCUGUGCUGAUAUCACACUUAACCGCUUGUACCCAGUUGUUCUGGUUGCCUUAACUUUCUUCUUAGAUGCUCUGAUCAUUGUCUUUUCUUACGUCCUGAUUCUCAAGACGGUUAUGGGCAUUGCCUCUGGCGAGGAGCGAGCGAAGGCCCUCAACACUUGUGCCUCCCACAUUAGCUGUGUCUUGGUGUUUUACAUCACUGUGAUAGGCCUGACCUUCAUCCACAGGUUUGGAAAACACUCCCCACAUGGGGUCCAUAUUACUAUGAGCUACGUGUACUUUCUCUUCCCUCCACUGAUGAACCCCAUUAUCUAUAGCAUCAAGACCAAGCAGAUCCAGAGAAGCAUCAUUCGCCUAUUUUCUGUGUACAGCGUGGCUUGA